Molecule: messenger RNA, 1942 nt
Organism: Kickxella alabastrina
Lineage: Eukaryota; Fungi; Kickxellomycota; Kickxellomycetes; Kickxellales; Kickxellaceae
Exons: 1
Coding region: 158-1816 (552 amino acids)
Source: RefSeq, a predicted model, not a curated record
UGCAAACUUUUGCACACCUUUCUCGUUCACAUUCUUUUGUGUUCGCCCCCUUAACGACCUUUAACAAAUUUCGCAUUUUUACCCUCGCCUUUCCUUUUUUCAAUAUUGCCCGACCCUACGCUCGCCCUCCACACUUCCUCGGUAUUUUUUGACGACAAUGAAGCUUCUGUGGACAUUCAUCCUUGUGUCCGGGACUCUGGUUCAGGCCAGUCAGUAUUCGUAUACCGCAUACAGCCCACAGUUUCCCAUACCGACCAACCUAUCAGAGACGGUUCCGAACGAGGUUACACAGGCACCGACCAGCCUGGCCACUACCUCAAUUUCCGUUACUCCUGCGAUUCCUGCGAUUCCGGCUGUCCCUGAGUCCCCGGCCAUUGGCUAUGUAACCAAACCACUUCCAGCGCCUGUGGUGCCCAGUCAGUCUGAGCCCGAGGCACCUAGCUCGUCCGAGCCUGUGUUCACAAUUCUGCCAGUGACGCCCACGAUACCAACCUGGUAUGAGCCCGUAGCUACAAUUCUGCCUGUGACUACCACAUCACCAAGACAGCCUGAGCCUGCAGUGCCUGCGCCCAGCACACCCAGCACGCCUAUGACACCCAAAACCACCACGAGGGACGUAAUUAUUAUUGAUAUUGAGAUCAAGCCAACCAUCGUAAAGCCAGUGAGCACUCUUCUUCCAACCUCGGCUGCCAUCGUAAGUACCAAGCUCGAGGAGGCCACCUUGGUUAAUGAUUGUACCGAGGAUAUUGUCACCAUUGUUACCGAGUACUGGGAUGAGAUCCCGCCACCAAUUCCCUGUGCACCCAACCCUUCUAUGUCACUGGGCUGUGGUCCCCCUGAGCCAUUAGUGCCCAUUCCGGGCCCUUCGACCACCGCUGCUGUCGAGACUCCGGCGUACACCGCUAAUAGCGUGUACACUGUUCCUGAGACUGUUGUGGAGGUUGUCACCGAGUAUGUGGCUAUCACUAUCUGGGACAAGACCAGCACCUUGUCGCUGCCUGCACCCACCCAGUCUCUACCCAAGCCAACCGAGCCAUCUGCACCUUCUACCGCGAGCAGCACCCCGGUGACUGCAACCCCUGGCCCAUCUAAAAACCCUGCUCCAUUCACGCCUCCUGCCGAAACCGACUUCCCGGUGCCGCCUACCAUCCCCGCCAUAACUGACGUUCCAGCACCAUCCCCUCCUCGCAUUAUCACCGACCCUGUCGUACCUUCCAUCCCUUCCAUUACACUUGUUAUUCCAGAGAUAACCACUCCCAUCAUCGUAACCGAUAUUUGGACUGUGCCUCCUCCUUCCAUCAUUACUGAUCUCCCUGUCCCACCCACCACUCCCAUUUACCCUAUCUCAACUGGUAUUCAACCCGUAUACACGCCUCCCCUUAUAACCGAUAUCCCAACCCCUUCUGCGCCUUCAGUUGUAACCAUCAUUCCAAUUACACCUCCCACCUACCAAACUAACGUGUCGGCACCCACCCAGCCUGCAAAAUCUCUCGACACCGACUCCUUCACCUCAAGGACUGUCUUGUCAUCGAGCGAGAUCAAGUCUGAGGUCUGCACACCCUUGGUUGAAACUGUCACAGUUACACAGCCCCCAGUCACGGUCUACCUUAAGCCUACCUUUGUGACUGUCUCUCCCCCCUUCCCUACCAACACCUGGGUUGUUUGGCCAACCACCGAAAUUGUCACUCCGUUUCUCCCUGGACCAGUCAUCUGGACCAGCAGCUUCUCCAAUGCCCCGAGCAUUCCCGAUCAACCAAUUGUGACUGUUACUGUUGAGGAGCCUACUUCCUGCACUUCCUCGUGGGUGAAAUCUUAAAAAUGUAGAAUGUCCUUUUGAAAAGACUUUUUUUAUAAUUCCAGCCCCCCAAAAAAGGGACUUUGCUUGUUUACCCAUACUAGAAAAAUAAGCAGCGACCAACAUCCUCGGGACAUAUUCAGCGCA